This is a messenger RNA of Rattus norvegicus (Norway rat), 3945 nucleotides long. Its product is annotated as sulfotransferase 1C2A-like. NCBI's taxonomy places the organism in Eukaryota, Metazoa, Chordata, Mammalia, Rodentia, Muridae. Gene Ontology annotation, molecular function: cholesterol sulfotransferase activity; aryl sulfotransferase activity; sulfotransferase activity. The record is from RefSeq and is a predicted model, not a curated record. Gene Ontology annotation, cellular component: cytoplasm; mitochondrion; lysosome.
UUGGAGGCAGAGGCAGAGGCAGAGGCAGAGGCAGAGGCAGAGGCAGAGGCAGAGGCAGAGGCAGAGGCAGAGGCAGUGGCAGAGGCAGAGGCAGAGGCAGAGGCAGAGGCAGAGGCAGAGGCAGAGGCAGAGGCAGAGGCAGAGGCAGAGGCAUAAGCAUACUUGCAAUUUUGUUUAGGAAAACAAAGGAUGAAUUAAUUAACUCAAACUUUUUCCUUUAUUCUUAUUUUGUUUUGUGCCAGCCUAGGUCUGCUUCUGCCCUUGAGGUAUCCAGGUACCAUUGUGCACUGAGCAGGACUGAAAAGAACAAAGUUUAUUCUGUACUUUAAGAAUUCCAUUCUGGGCCCCCACCAGCUCACUGCUCCCAAACCCCAUGGGAGCGAGAGCUCACCGCCUGGACAGGUGGGCAUUCCUGAGACUGCAGAGCGGAAGAGACCACCAACAGUGCGCACACCUGCCCAUAUCCCUGGCACAAGAGAAAACUGUAUACGGCCUCUGGGUUCCUGGAAAUAAGCGCACAGGAGCAGCAGGUCCCCUGCCUCUGAGACACCACCAGAACCUGAAGGGACCGACCAGAUAAACAGUUCUCCGCACCCAAAUCUCAUGGGAGGGAGAGCUAAAUCUUCAGAAAGGCAGACACGCGUGGGAAACCUGAGGAGACUACACUCUGCUCACAUUACAGAUUCCAGAGGAAAAAACAAACGCCAUCUGGAACCCUGGUGCAUGGAAGCUCCCGGAAAGGGCUGUGCAGAUAAUCCUGGUUGCUGUCCCCCCGGAGAGCUCAUAAGCAACACCCCAUGAGCAAACUUGAGCCUCAGGACCACAGGAACUAAACCUUCUUCCCUGAGACAUCAUGGCCCUGGCCCCAGAAUUGAGCAGACAGACAAAACUGAAAGAGGUCGCAGGGAUCCCACUGCGGGAUUCAACUGUCGACAACUGGAGUCAGAUUCAGACCUUCAAGGCGAAGCCAGAUGACCUCCUCAUCUGUACUUACCCUAAAUCAGGGACAACAUGGAUUCAAGAAAUUGUCAACAUGAUUGAGCAGAAUGGGGAUGUAGAGAAGUGCCAGAGAACCAUCAUUCAACACCGACACCCUUUUAUUGAGUGGGCUCGGCCACCCCAGCCUUCAGGUGUGGACAAAGCCAAUGCGAUGCCAGCUCCAAGGAUACUAAGGACCCAUCUUCCCACUCAGCUGCUGCCACCGUCUUUCUGGACAAACAACUGUAAGAGUUCAUGGAGUAGUCUCUCCCCAGAUAAGGGAUCUUGGAGUACACUUAGAAAAAUAUAUUUGGUGUUGAAGUGCGUAUGGAGUAACCCAACUUCUGAAGCCAGCUUCUCAGUGAAUUCAAACAACAGAAGGAAAUUUACCAAUAUAUACCUUUAUGUGGCUCGAAACGCCAAAGACUGCAUGGUUUCCUACUACCACUUCUACAGGAUGAGCCAGGUGCUCCCCAAUCCAGGCACCUGGAAUGAGUAUUUUGAAACCUUCAUCAAUGGAAAAGUAAGUUGUGGAUCUUGGUUUGACCAUGUGAAAGGAUGGUGGGAAAUUCGAGACAGAUACCAGAUUCUCUUCCUCUUCUAUGAAGACAUGAAGAGGGACCCAAAGCGUGAAAUCCAGAAGGUAAUGCAGUUCAUGGGCAAGAAUUUGGAUGAAGAGGUCGUGGAUAAAAUAGUCCUGGAGACAUCGUUUGAGAAAAUGAAAGACAAUCCUUUGACAAAUUUUUCUACAAUCCCCAAGACUAUCAUGGACCAGUCCAUUUCCCCUUUCAUGAGAAAAGGAAUUGUGGGUGAUUGGAAAAACCACUUUACUGUGGCCCAGAAUGAGAGGUUUGAUGAAAUCUAUGAGCAAAAGAUGGACGGAACCUCUCUAAACUUCUGCAUGGAACUCUGAUCAAGAUGAGAAGAUAGACAUCAAGGACAGGAGUCUGUCUGCAAGCCUCAAUCCAGCCAAAGGAAGAUCAGAAAGCAAACUGUAAAUGCCAAGGACUGUGACACCGACUCUGUUAUUACUGACAUCACUUUACAAUUCACAAAAUCAUAUUAUGUCCAGUGUAUACUUUCUCCACUAUUCAGUACAAAUCAGUAAGAUGGCUUAAUAAGCUAAUAAAUAAACAAACUUGAAUAGUAUAAAUUUUAUGAUGACAUCUUUCUAGGAGGUAUAGCCUAUAUUCUAACUCUAAAUAACUAUCUUAUGCACAAAAACACAAAUAUUAGAAAUCAUCUAAAUGAAUGUACAGAAAUUCCUAAUGUCUUUCUGCUCAAUCGGUAUUUUUCAUGGUUACAGUGGGAAGACUCAGUUUGUGGACAACUUGUUGCAACAUGCUCACUGGAACAUUUUCUACCUGGUAGGAGGAAAUUGAGGGAAGGACUUCAAGGAGAUGUCAGAAAUCCAAAUCUUAAUAAACGGAAUCCUAGUUCUGGAUCAUAAAAGAAACAGAAGAAAGGCAUGAGGGUGACCUUUGGAAAGCACAAAUUGUGUCUUGAAAAAAGCAGAAUGGAAGCUUGGUGUUCAACUUGCAGCCAGUUGAGUUUUGAUCUCCUGUCAUCUCUUCUGAGGAACAGCUUGUACUUUUGCCCACUUUAGCAGAGUCCAUCUGCAUUUGCUUGCCAGCAUACUUCCUUCCACCUCCCACUCGCUCCAUGUCUUGGGCAUCCUUUUACUCCCAGUAACCAGGCAAUAUGGAGAACACAGCAUGUUGCAUGACUGAAUGAUGGCUCAGAAGACAGAAAGGCACACAUGUUUAGGUCACAAAUUCUCAGCACUUACCCUUUUACUUUAGUUGCAGACAUCAGCACUGCUAAGCUGAGAUCAGCAGGAGCAGCCUGUGGUGUGAGCAGGAGCCUGGGGUAUUUAGCAUGAGCUAGAAUGCCAUUUGCUUUCUAGCACUCAAACCUGCAAUGGCCAUGUGAUGAGGACGUGGGCACAGCAUGUGUUACUGCCAGCAAGAGCUAUGAGAAGGUGCAGUAGAAGUUAGUGGGUGGAAGCUACGAAACUGGAACAUGGCCUAGAAGAGAAUGAGUGCUCCUGGCCCUUGGUCUUCCUUUCCCUUGUUUCUUGGCCAUGAAAAAUUCAAUAAAAUGAGGUGGUUAGUUUUGCUUUGCCAUUUACCCUCACCAUGAUAUUCUGUCCAUCUCACCACAGAACGUAAAUUCCAAACCCAAGAGCUAAAAUAAAGCUUCUGUCUUUAUAAGUUGCUUUCCCCAGAUAUUGUUAUACUGAAAGAAAGCUCACUAAUACAUUCCCAAUGAUGUGGUUAUAAAGUACUAGAAAAGUCUGAAAUUUUGUUGAACUUAUAGACAAUCGCUUGGUUACUGCCGAAAUCUAACCAUAUGUGUAUAGUUAAUUAACAAUGUCUAUUAUAUUAAAAAAUUAUAUCCUAAUUGUAUUGUAAAUUUUUAUUGUUUGCUUCUAAGUCUUGAAAUUAUUCAAAGUUUCUCUAGGUAGAGAGUCCCCUCUUACAAUCCAAACUAAACUGAAGUCCCUACAUCUGCCUCCUUUCAGGGUUAAGUUCAUAAGAGCCCAGAGUCACUCUAGCCUAUAAAAGGAAUGACUCUGGUCUCCAACCAUCUACUGGUUAACUGUAGAUUUAAGGUAAACUUUGGAAACAUAAUAGUGUCGAACUUAAGCCUCUUUUGGCUUUAUUUUUCUGGGAGUUUCCUUUGUAUUCAGAAAUUAAAAUAGCAGAACUUGAAAGAGAUAAAUGGUAAAACAUACUAUGUUGGCUUUGUACACGAUUGUAUUCAUAAUUUACCCAUUGGCAAUUUUUAACUAUUACUUUUAGAGAAAAGAAUUAAUCAAGUAAAUGAAACAUUACAUCAGAAGAGUAGUUAAGUAACUGUUAGAACGUUUAUAAACAUUUUAGUUUUACUAGCAUUGACUUAUGAUUAUUUUACUAGCACGUCUCUAUAUACACAAAAUUCAAUAAAAGAGUUUCAGUUACUCCA